AUGGAUCUAGAGUAUCUUAAAUUUGCAGAAUUUAGAAAAGCUAACCCGCCUAACUUUAGAGGAGCCUUUGAUCCUGAUAAGGCAGAUGAGUGGAUUAAAGCCAUGGAAAAAGUAUUUUAUGUUUUAGAUUAUACAGAUCGUCAGAAGGUGGCAAAGGGGCCUUUGCCACCUACAUGUUGGAAACAGACGCGAAAUUUUGGUGGAAUGAAGUAUUUUCGUGCUUCUGUCCGUAAUGCCAAGGAACUAGAAUUUAUGCAACUCCAUCAGGAAAACAGUAGUAUAUCGGAGUAUAUCGCUAAAUUUGAGGAGUUGUGUAAGUUUUCCACAAUCUAUCAAAAGAACCCCAAUGAGGUUUGGAAGUGCGUGAAGUUUGAAGGUAGACUGCAAGAGGAUAUUCUUACCACCAUAGGGCCAAUGGAGAUAAGAGAUUUUCCUACCUUAGUUAAUAAGUGUCGAUUAGUGGAAGACUAUAAUAAGAAGUUGGUUGCUGUUAGGUCAACCAGCAAACAACCUCAGAAGCCUUUUGGGAACCAGAUUUGUAAUCAGUGCGGCAAGAAUCAUGGCAACCGCCCAUGCCUAGUAGGUCAAAAUGUUUUCUUUGGAUGUGGCAAACCUGGCCACAAGAUCUACAAAUGUCCAACCAGGAAUCCGCAACAAAACUCUAGACCUCAAUGUCAAGGGCGAGUUUUCACCAUGAAUGCACAUGAAGUUGAAAACUUUGAGGGAUUAAUUCGAGAUACAUGUGAAGUGAAUGGUGAGAUUCUAAUUGUACUUUAUGAUUCAGGUGCUUCACACUCAUUUAUUUCAGAAAGCCAAGGUUUCCUUCUUCUGUCAACCAGUGUGACAGAAGUUAAUCAGAAAAUGGAAGAUAUUCCAGUUGUCAAGGAAUACCUGUAUUCCUUGAGGAUAUUCCCAAAUUUCCUCAUGGAUCAGUUCACCAUUGAAUUGGUGUUAGGGACAGGGCCAAUAUCUAUAGCUUCAUAUAGGAUGUUACCUUUAGAAUUAGCAGAACUUAAGAAGCAGAUUGAAGAACUCUUGGAAAAAGGAUUUAUAUGA
Messenger RNA from Abrus precatorius (Indian licorice), 1056 nucleotides. RefSeq lists its product as uncharacterized. NCBI's taxonomy places the organism in Eukaryota, Viridiplantae, Streptophyta, Magnoliopsida, Fabales, Fabaceae. The record is from RefSeq and is a predicted model, not a curated record. Bases 1 to 1056 code for a protein of 351 amino acids. The transcript is spliced from 4 exons.